GUCGUUUCUUAUUUCUGAUUGAUUCUCUGUAGAGAAGAGGAAGAGAAGAAGAAUGGUGACAAGAAUGGCGACGAAGGUGAGUUUGGAAGGGAAGAGAGUGGUUUUGGUACCGUACAUGGCGGAACAUGUACCAAAGUACCAUCAAUGGAUGCAAGAUUCGGCUCUUCUUGAAGCUACGGGAUCUGAGCCGUUGAGUCUUGAGCAAGAGUAUGAGAUGCAGCUUUCUUGGACUCAAGAUCCCAAUAAGCGGACUUUCAUUGUCUUGGACAAGGAUUUCGUUAAGGGAGACCUGGCUCAUGGCCAACCUCAUGUAGAAGCAAUGACAGGUGAUGUGAACAUUUACAUGAAUGAUGUGGAUGAUCCAAAGGUUGCAGAAGUUGAAAUAAUGAUAGCUGAGCCCAGAAGCCGUGGUAAAGGACUAGGAAAGGAAUCUGUGUUGAUAAUGAUGGCUUAUGGUGUCAAGAACUUGGAGAUUCACAAGUUUACAGCCAAAAUUGGGGAAUCAAACACAGCUUCCCUCAGCUUAUUCCGCAAACUAGUACAACAACUCAAUCUCUUGUCUCAAAUGUAUGUGCUCCAUUGCCUGUGUUUACAAAGGAAAAUGGCUAAACACACUUUGUUGUUUGUUAAAAGGGUUUCGAGGAGUCUUCUUACAGCGGUAUCUUCAAAGAGGUAAAAAGUAGUUUACUACUUCAUACACUCCAACAAAGGAUGUUACUUUUGGCAUAUACUAGAUUGAGUUUCUUUAAUCUGACAGGUUACACUCGAGUAUCCGGUGACUAAUCUCCGUCGAGAAGAGCUCUUGAAGUUAUUGGAUGAAGUCAUUAGGCACACUCAUUCAUCGAACAACCCAUCAGACUCACUGCUAUCAGGAGAAGCUACUGCAUAAAGCAUUUUCUUCAGUGUUUAUUGUUAUUUUUCUCUUCAACUUGGGAAAGAAUUUGAAAUCAUUGUAGCAUGUAUGAGUUUAUAAAUUAUGAUUACUAAUAUACAUGGUCCAUUGUUUCAA
This is a messenger RNA of Arabidopsis thaliana (thale cress), 1009 nucleotides long. RefSeq names its product Acyl-CoA N-acyltransferases (NAT) superfamily protein. Bases 53 to 676 code for a protein of 207 amino acids. The record is from RefSeq and is marked reviewed. Gene Ontology annotation, cellular component: cytoplasm; nucleus. The transcript is spliced from 4 exons. Gene Ontology annotation, molecular function: protein-lysine-acetyltransferase activity; acyltransferase activity, transferring groups other than amino-acyl groups; N-acetyltransferase activity. Lineage: Eukaryota; Viridiplantae; Streptophyta; Magnoliopsida; Brassicales; Brassicaceae.